Ostertagia ostertagi is the source of this 2343-nucleotide messenger RNA. NCBI's taxonomy places the organism in Eukaryota, Metazoa, Nematoda, Chromadorea, Rhabditida, Trichostrongylidae. The record is from the annotation of a GenBank genome assembly.
AUGGUGUUUCCUGAGAAGAAUCCUAGGAAGGAUCCCCCUAGUAGUACUCGUGGUUGGUCUCGUCGGGCUUCUGUUCGAGGUAGGUCCAAUACGACUACUCAUAGUUCAUCUCGUCCCCCUCCCCAGUCCACUCCGGCUCAACCGUCCCGUGGUAGUUCACGCCCACCGGUCCGCUCGGAACAACCCCGUCCCCCUCCUAGUUCAUCUCCGUUCGUAGAACCGCAGGUUAGGACAUCUUGGGCCGAUCAGAUGGCUUCGGAAGGUUCGAAAACGGUAUCGAAGACGAAGAAGAAAGAUGGACAAGGAGCAGAGGCUGAGGUUUCGACAGCGACUUCGACGUCGGGCGUGGAAAAUAAGAAGUCCCAGGGCGUACAGGAAGUGCAGGAAGUGGAGGAAGAGAUGGAUACGUCGGAAGUCAGCAAGGAGAAUCCACCUUUAGUUCAUAAUGUUGACCCAGGGGAUUGGGCUCCAACUACGAUGGCCCCCACUCAGCCAACUUUUACAGUGCCAGGCACAUCGUGGGAGACGGCAAUUGCGGCUGGAAAGAACAUCCAGAGGGAUAGAGAAGAGAAGGACGAAGCCCUCAAAAGAAGGAAGGAGAGGAUGGAAGCCGUCGUUACGUUCUUAGAAGAGUACAUGGACAGGAGAGACAGGCAGAGAGAAAGGGAAGGAAGAGCGGAACCGCCUCUCAGAGUCAAUCCUGCGCCUAGUACACUACAACGUAGGCCCAUUGUGACCCCUCAUAGUACAUUCCAGGUUGAGCCGUAUACUGUCGAAGAGCUUACAGCUCGUCAGUUCAGAACGGUCUUUGAUUAUAUUACUACAAACAAUGUCCUCAGGGACAGAAUCAGGAAUAUUACAGUACCAGAUAGAGAAACUACUCCAGCUCGUCCUUCGGACUUUGAAUUAGUCUCCAGAAUAGUCCACCUACUCCAGACACUUCUUGAGAUAGUUCAACAUACCACUCAAUCUUUUCAUAAUUUGGCUGUCAUUCUAGUUCGUAGGCAACCACUCGAGAUUAGGUAUACUCACCUCAUGGGUUGGAUCCAUGAACUGACUCAUAGCACCACAGCUAUGACAGUGAAUAGAGACCAACUCCAGGAGUUGAUUCUACCUAGACUACUCCAGUGGUCGCAUGACCAAGACUACUUCAGAGCCACAUUACAACUUUUCGGUAUUACAGAAGACACCCUAAGGGAAAUAUUGAUGCAUAGUUCAGCUGUUCAUGCACAUGCUACUCGCAUGAUCAGGGUACUAGAGGCCCAUCAGAUGGUGCACAUCUUCAAUCGAAGAAGAGUGCGAGUUACUUCAGAAGAUGAAGAAUACAGGCUUAAUUCAGCGGUUAGCAUGCCUCCUCCUUGGCCGGAAGAACCCGAAUCUUAUAUUCAAUCCCUUAGAUGGUGGCGUGACAACUAUUCCCAUGCCCUUAUGAUCAGGACCACGGAAGAAUAUCUCCAGAUUUCGAGGAUCGAUAGAAUACUUCAAGAGCAGGCUCAAGGACUUCAACAACGUCCCGCUCCACAGGUCCCACAGCGUCCCCUAACCCAAAUAACGGUUCCCAAGUUGCCCCCUCCAACCGCAUGGCCAACGUCGGACCCCCUCGUGCCCCCGGAGGCUGGACAUCCGUCCACUUCAGCUGCUGGUCGUCGCGAGGAAUCUCAAGCUUUGGGAAAAAGGAAGCGUGGAGACGAUAGUUCAGCUCCAGAAACGAGGCCGCCUCCGGUUAAAACACGCCGUACUCCCCCACGCAGGUCUCCGAGUCGUAGUUCAGAUCGCAGACCAGUGAGCCGUGGCCCUCCGGCCCCUAGUCGUUCUCGUUCCAGGUUCCCCACUCGUGCGGCCCCAUCGGAAAGUCACGGGAAGGUCGAGCCGUGUGCCUUCUGUCAUGGCACAGGGCACUACUCGUCGGACUGUGACAAGUACCCGUACGUCAGUUCCAGAGCGCACUUGGCCGAGAGUUUCGGACUCUGCUGCAACUGUCUCAAGCCGCAUUAUGGAAUCUGCAUCCGCAAGGACCCGUGCAGUGUGUGUCAACAGGAAGGUCAUCAUCGUGCGUUCUGUAAUAGGAACCACUUCUCGGUUUUCGAUAUCGACGACCCGCCGGAGCGAUUCUUCGACGAUCUCCGAUUCAGGACCUACAGAGAGCCUCCACCUGGUGCAGCAACGCGUCGGCCCUACCAGUGUUCCUAUCGAGAGCGUAGUCGGACAGAAGAGCAGGAACGUUCAGGACAGUCGGAUCGUCAGCCACCACCUCCGGAGCGAGAGCGUUCCCCGGAACCCUCGACCUCGGGAGCUUAUAGAGACAUGGGGUUCUCGCCGGCCAAUAGUGAUGAGUCAUGGUAG